UUCGUGGUGAUAGGGAAGAAGAAGAAGAAGAGCCAAUUGAUAAGAAAUUUGAGAUCACCCUUUUUUUUCAAAAAUAAUAAUUUUGAAAUUCGACUUAUUUCUACUACUUUCAGGACAUAUUUUGAAAUUAAAAACUUCAAGCUUCAAAAAAUGUUCAACCGAAAUUUAUCAAUUUUCAUGCGAAAGAGCUGAUUACUCGAUUAAGAUCUUCACUUUCAUCUUUCAGGCUGCGGCAGCGACUAGUAAAUCAUUGAUCGAUUUCUAGAAAAGUAUCGUUAUGUUUUGAUGUUAAAAAAAUCGGUACGGAUGAACGCCAGAAGCAGUACCUACAAGAAUCCAUCAGAGCAGAUGCUGCGAAUGUAUUCCGGAAAUUCCAUCUAGCUCGAAUGAAAAUAACGGAAGCGGUAUUGGCGGUCGUAUAAAAAAAAUCGAAACGAAAAAAUAACGGUGGCGAGAACGACUCUCUCGUGUCAGCGUCGACGUGGCAUAAGCAUCUACUCCACUUGUUGUGAAAACGUAUUAUAGCGCAGAUAUAGCCAACCGAACAAACGAUGUCGUCGAACGAAGAACUGUGUAACGUUCUGUUGAAGUGGUUGCAAACGUUUCAGGCUAGUCAAUUGCGCCGACUUGCCACAAUCGACGAUCUGACAGACGGCGUAGUCAUGGCUCAAGUGCUGCACGAGAUCGCUCCCGAAUGGUUUAGUAAAAUGUGGAUAUCGAAAAUCAAGCUCGACGUGGGUGAUAACUGGCGAUUAAAAGUGAGCAAUUUGAAGAAAAUAAUCGAAGCCGUAUCCGAUUACUAUCAGGAGUUCGUUAAUCAGAACAUCAGCUUCGUGAAGCCGGACGCUGUUGCUAUUGGAGAACGCAAAGACGUCGUCGAAAUGGUCAAACUGUUGCAGUUGAUUUUGGGAUGCGCGGUGAAUUGCGAAAAAAAACAAGAGUAUAUUAAAGAAAUCAUGCUGAUGGAAGAAAGCGUUCAAAAUGUGAUUAUGCAAUCUAUCCAGGAAUUAGAAACGAUAAUGGGAUCGUCACCGAUGAGUCUCAGUUCGCAAUUGAAUAUUGGCAGCGAAGGCAGCGGCGGUGGCGACGGAGGCGACGUGAUAGGCGUUGCUGGCCAAGGUCUAGGUCUAGGUCUGGGUCUAGGCGCUCGAGACGGCAUCGGCGAUGGCGUAGCUGCCGUCGAAUCGCCUGCGAAUCGUUUGCUGCACGAACUGCAGUCGACCAACGAGGCAAAACAGAGGCUGGCGUUGAAAUGCGCCGAAUUGGAGAGUCAAUUGAACGCGCUUCAAGAAGAAAGGCAAAACAUAUGCGAAGAGAAGAAAUCGCUGGAAGAACGUUUGGAGAAGACGAUGAACACGCUAUCCAAGGACAGCGGCCUGCGCAAGCAGAUGGAUUGUUUGAAAGAAGAAAUUUUCAAAUUGGAAACGGCUCGCGACGAUUACCGCGUCAAGUUGGCGAUGCGCGAAAAGGAGAUGGACGAGUUGCAAGUGAAAUUCGACUCGUUACAGCGAGCUGCCGCCGAAGCGCGUCAUCUCAAAGACGAGGUGGACAUAUUACGCGAAGACGCGGAUAAAGCCGAAAAGCUAGAAUCGACCGUUAAGUCGUACAAGAAGAAAUUGGAAGAAUUGAGCGAAUUGAAACGCGAAAUGAAGCUGCUGGAAGAGAAAAACCUGGCUUACGUUCAACAAACGCUCGAAUUGGAAGAAGAAUUAAAGAAAGCGAACGUUUGGCGAACGCAAGCCGAAAUGUACAAAAAACAGUAUUUGGAAGCGCGCGACAGCCUUAACGAGGAAACCAAAAAAUCGGAUAAAACGGAAUUCGAAAACAUUCAGUUGCGCGAGAAAUUGAACGCCGUUCAACGUGAAAAAGAAAGACUGCUCGUCGAGCGAGAUUCGUUGAAGGAGACGAACGAAGAAUUGCUGUGCAGUAAACUGCGACUAAAGGAAGAAGAAAUAUCCAAAGGGACGCCCGGCGGUAUCGGUGGCGUUGACGGAGGCGAGUCGGCCGCGUCUUCUUCGUCUAUGAUCGAUUUAAAACGAACGCUGGUAAGACUACAGCACGAGAACACGCUUUUGAAAGUCAAUCGCCAGCAGUCGGAGGACGAGAAGUUACCGUUAUUGCAGGCCAUGUACGACGACACGAGUCAGCAAAACAAGCAGCUUCGAAACGAAUGCCGUCUAGCCAAUCAGCGUAUUUUGCAAUUGGAAGCUGAACUGAAAGAGCUGCAGCAGGAUGCGGCGGUGAAAACUAGCAGCAACGGUGCUAACGUGGUCGGUCUUGAAACGAACGUCUCCCAGAGCAGCAUCAAAGAACUCAACGAACAGCUGCAAUUAGAAAAGGGUUUGCGAGUGUCGGAAAGCACCGAAAAAGAUCGUCUAGCGUUGGAAUUAAAGCAUCUGAAAUCUAUACUAUUGGACGCUCUCGCGCACAAAGACCAUGAAUACGAAGAGCUGGAAGACAAGUAUCGGAAAUGUUUGGAAAAAGCCAGAUGUUUGGCGAAAUCGUUGGACUGCGUGGAGCUUAUGUCGCCACUGCCGCCAGUCGCCGACGACAAUGACUCGGUGCGACGUAAAAUAACGCACAAAUCCGCCGCAGCCUCCGCCGCCGCUUGUAAUUCGGAAACCAUCGACGAACUCGAAAAACACUUGAAACGAGCCAAACUCGUCAAAGAAACCGAAGAAAAACUCGUCAUCAGCGCGUUUUACAAUUUAGCCCAAAAGAAGCAUCAAGAAUGUGUCGACUAUAGACUGAUGAGUAGUAACGCGGCGGCGGCGGCAGCGGCAACGACGACGAUGGGUGCUAAUUCAUCCAAUAUUCUCAAGCAAAGGCAGUCAGCCAUUCGCAGAGGACCUUUGACAUUUAAUCCGAAAUAACGACGACGAGUAGAACGCAUCUGAUUCGAUGACACGUAAUGCUCAGUGGCUCAUUUGCUACCUACUUAUACUAAAAGUUACGAGUUCCCCGCACCUUUUUUUUCCUUAGGAGUACCGCCUUACGUAAAGUAAACACCAAACACGGUAAAUUUUCAAAUGCUAAUGUAGCGAUGAAAUGCCGCACCACCUAUUGUACUCGUAUCAUCAAAAAACUACUCGCAGUAUAGGCAAUGGACUGUACUGGAUGGUGCGAUUAUGAAUAUGUACGAAAGGCUCUCCUGACAUCACCGCACUAACGGUUCUUCAAGUGUUUGAUGUGAUAUGUUACCUCAUCGUGUAAUGAAUGCAUAUGGACGAGAAUCGACGAUCGAUCUAUGUUUUUACUCGUAUAUGAUGUGAUGCGAUUCGAUGCGCACGUGUAAAUUAUACAUAAAUAUUGUUUCUCUAUGUUCGUUAAGUUUUCAAAAUAAAUAUUCUCGCGAUGGCAAA
Molecule: messenger RNA, 3362 nt
Organism: Planococcus citri (citrus mealybug)
Lineage: Eukaryota; Metazoa; Arthropoda; Insecta; Hemiptera; Pseudococcidae
Product: protein Hook homolog 3-like
Exons: 4
Coding region: 552-2873 (773 amino acids)
Biological process (GO): cytoplasmic microtubule organization; cytoskeleton-dependent intracellular transport
Cellular component (GO): centrosome; cytoplasm
Molecular function (GO): dynein light intermediate chain binding; microtubule binding
Source: RefSeq, a predicted model, not a curated record